AUGCAUUCUCAUAUUGUGCUGGUUUUAGUCUACGUUUAUGACAUUGUUCUCAAAGGGGAUAGCAUUGACAUGAUCAACUCCACCAAACAGCUAUUGCAUUCUCAUUUUAAACUCAAGGAUUUGGGUGUUCUAAAAUAUUUCUUGGGUUUAGAGGUAGCUAGAUCUUCCAGGGGUAUUCACUUAUGUCAAAGAAAGUAUGCUUUGGAGUUUAUAUCUGAAUCAAGUCUCUCUGCAUCCAAGCCUUCUGCAGUUCCUAUGGAUUCUACUUUAAAACUUACAUCAGUUACUUAUGAUGACCUUUUCCUUGCUGGUCCUAAUCCCCCUCUUUCUGAUCCGAGAGUUUAUCAAAGGCUGGUGGCACUUAAAGUUGUGAAAUAUCUUAAGUCUACUCCCAGUUUAGGUCUAUUUUUUCCAGCUAACAAUCUUAUGAAUUUGUCAGCAUUUUGUGACUCUGAUUGGGGAUCCUGUCUCAUGACAAGAAAGUUAGUUAUAAGGUACUGCAAUUUUCUUGGCAAGUCUUUAAUUUCAUGGAAAUCUAAAAGGCAGGCCACUAUCUCUAAAUCUUCAUCAGAGGCAGAGUAUAGAGCUAUGGUCUCCACUGUAUGUGAGCUGCUUUGGUUGAUUCAACUAUUUCAGGAACUUGGGUUUACUGAUUUGCUUCCUAUACCUCUUCACUGUGACAACCAGGUUGCUAAUCACAUUGCAUCAAAUCCCAUCUUCCAUGAGAGGACUAAAAACAUCGACAUUGAUUGCCACAUUGUGAGAGAACAGCUCAAACUGGAGUCAUUACCACUGCCUAUAUUCCGUCAUCUGAACAGCCUGCAGACUUGCUGA
This is a messenger RNA of Pistacia vera, 834 nucleotides long. RefSeq lists its product as uncharacterized. Lineage: Eukaryota; Viridiplantae; Streptophyta; Magnoliopsida; Sapindales; Anacardiaceae. Bases 1 to 834 code for a protein of 277 amino acids. The transcript has 2 exons. The record is from RefSeq and is a predicted model, not a curated record.